Messenger RNA from Xiphophorus hellerii (green swordtail), 4741 nucleotides. RefSeq names its product protein phosphatase, Mg2+/Mn2+ dependent, 1Bb (gene ppm1bb). NCBI's taxonomy places the organism in Eukaryota, Metazoa, Chordata, Actinopteri, Cyprinodontiformes, Poeciliidae. The transcript is spliced from 6 exons. The record is from RefSeq and is a predicted model, not a curated record. Bases 425 to 1861 code for a protein of 478 amino acids. Gene Ontology annotation, biological process: protein dephosphorylation. Gene Ontology annotation, molecular function: magnesium ion binding; manganese ion binding; protein serine/threonine phosphatase activity.
AUAGCACCUCCUCUUGUUCAGCACCCAAAGUCGAAGGAUAGCUCUGGCCUUUCAAUGGAAGAAAGUGCUAGAUUUGUCAGUGUUGUAUAACAUUAUAACCAACUCUCAAGUUCCAUAUUUUGUUUUGGGGCGAUCGCGGUUUGUCUUCACCUGUUGUGAGAGACAAGAGCUGGCGUCCAACAUGCGUAAAAAUCAACGCUGUCCAAGCAGGGAACCGCCGAGAAACGAAUUACCGCCGCUCAACUGAGGCCAAUCUCGAUUUAUCUUUUUUUUUUCUACAAUAAGGAAACAUUAACUCAGCUAGCUGGCUAACAUCACUUCUGCGGGUAGCUUGGUUAACGACAUAUCUUCAACUUGUAGCGAAGCCAGAUAGCCGGGAUUGGAACUUCACUCGCACAGCGCAGGAGAAAAGUUGUAGGCAGCGAUGGGUGCUUUCCUGGACAAGCCGAAGACGGAGAAGCACAGCGCCCACGGUGACGGAAACGGGCUACGCUACGGUCUGAGCUCCAUGCAGGGCUGGCGGGUGGAAAUGGAGGAUGCCCACACGGCGGUGGUGGGCCUUCCCCAUGGACUCACCGACUGGUCUUUCUUCGCCGUUUACGAUGGCCACGCCGGCUCGCGGGUCGCCAACUACUGCUCCGGGCACCUGCUGGAGCACAUCCUGUCAGGAGGCACCGAGUUCGGAUCGGGGCCGGGCUCCGUGGAGGGCGUAAAGGACGGGAUCCGCUCGGGCUUUCUGAACAUUGACGAAUACAUGCGCAACUUCUCCGACCUGCGGCAGGGCCUGGACCGCAGCGGGUCGACAGCCGUGUGCGUGCUGCUCAGCCCCACUCACCUCUACUUCAUUAACUGCGGCGACUCGCGGUCCGUGCUGUGUCGAGACGGAAAGGUGGGCUUCUCCACUCAGGACCACAAGCCCUGCAACCCCCGCGAAAAGGAGCGCAUCCAGAAUGCUGGCGGCUCGGUCAUGAUCCAGAGGGUAAACGGCUCCCUGGCAGUGUCACGAGCUCUCGGGGACUACGACUACAAAUGUGUGGAUGGUAAGGGCCCCACGGAGCAGCUGGUGAGCCCGGAGCCGGAGGUUUGCGUGUUGGAGAGGGCGUCCGAAGGAGACGAGUUUGUGGUUCUGGCAUGCGACGGAAUCUGGGACGUCAUGUCCAACGAAGAGCUGUGUGAUUUUGUACGAUCACGACUAUUGGUUUGUGAAGAUCUGGAAAAGAUAUGUAACUCGGUGGUGGACACCUGUCUUCAUAAGGGAAGCAGAGACAACAUGAGCGUGGUGUUGGUGUGUUUGCCCGGAGCGCCUAAGAUCUCAGAGGAGGCCAUGAAAAAAGAAGAAGAAUUGGAUAAAUAUCUAGAAACGCGUGUUGAGGAGCUGCUGGGAAACUGUGGGGAGGAGGGAGUCCCUGACCUGGUGUCUGUCCUAAGGAAUAUCGCCUCAGAAAACAUCCCUAACCUUCCGCCUGGUGGAGGCCUGGCCAGCAAACGCAGUGUUAUCGAGGCGGUGUACAACAAACUGAACCCUCACAGAGAAGAGGAAGGGGGGGGAGGAGAGGAGGAGGAGGAUGAGGAGGAGAGUGAGGAGGGAGGUGGCAGCACAGCAGCUCAUCUGAUGGAGGCUCUGCGGCAGUUCCGUCUCCACCACCGGGGGCAGUAUCGCGCAGUGCUGGAGGAGUCUCUGGCCUCCUACCAUCUGCGAGGGGAGGGCACUGUCGAGGGAGCCGGUGAGAUCAGGAGGACCGCUGACGACGGCGAUGAAGAGGAGCAGACCGACUCCCCGCACUCGCCCCCGCCCUCGCCCGAUGCUGUGGAGGCGGAGGCCGGCCAAGAUGCCCCAAAGCCUGAUAUCUCCUCUGACUGAGCGCGCAGCCAAUCAUCCACCCUCCUCCAGGGAUGACCUCACUCCUCUUUCCCCAGCCACAGACCUUGACUAGGCAGAUUGGACAUUAUUUUUGUUAAUUUUCUCAUUAAUUAAAAAAAAUUUAUGAUCAUAUUAAAAUAAAAGUAGCCUUUCUGUGUAUUCAAAUUCUGUUUCCAACUCUCCACCGUUUAAAGAAGAGUCUAUUUCCUUUUUUUGUAGAAACCAGUCAACCAUCAUAUGUUGGUUAUUGCAGAAAUCAAAGUGAAACUUCCCAGUGCUUACUUUGGACUUACAUUCUUCCUCUGCACUCCUUCUCUUUCCCUCUCUCCAUGAUUCACUCAGAACACACAGUUUGUCUCUUUGCACAGCAGAAAAUGAAACUAUUAUAUGAAUAAGGGAGUAAAUGUAGCUCAGAGCGUCCGAACAAAAGCUUUAGGUGGAAAAACUUGAAAACCAAUUUGUUUGCAGAUGCGUUUAAUCUGUUCGUAGAUCUUAUCUGCCCUCAUCAACCUUUGACCUUCUCUUAAUCCAAACUACAUGGGGGGUGAAUGCAGAUACCUGGUUAGAAGAAAAAAAAUGAACAAAACAAUUUAUUUGCAAGUUACAACACAUAUAAUGCCUUCCACAUUUAUUAGCACCCCUUGGUAAAGAUGUGUUUAAAAGAUUUAAAGUUUUUAGAAGGAAGUUUUUAAUAAAGCCCUUAGUUUUCUACUACAUUUCAUUAGAUCAGUGUUUCCCAACCCUGGUCCUCAAGACACACUGCCCUUCAUGUAUCAGAUUCCCCACUUUACUGAACAAUCAGCAUGAGUUAAUUUUCUACAAUGGAGUUUUAGAGCCACAUUAAGAAAAUAUUCACAGAAGAUUGCAAGAAGAAAAUCGCAUUUUCUUCUCGUAAAGUCAAAAUAUGAGAAUAAAGUUGUAGUAUUACAAGAAUGAAGUAUUAUUAUUACCGGAAUGAAGUCGCAAUAGUCCAACGCGAAUAAGCAGUGUUACAACUGCUGUCACAGUUCUCUUCAUAUAACAACUUUAUUCUUCUAAUACUACAACUUUAUUCUCGUAUGAGUUUUUUCUCAUAAUAUCACUUUACUCUUAUAAUUUUAUUAUGUUUUUUUAUUUUCUUAGCAUGACUCUACUGCUCGGUUGUACUUAUCCUAAUUCAAGGCCUGAGGUUAAUUCUCAUCCCACUAGCAAACCUCUCAUGUUAGCAUGAGAUGUUAGCAUUUGGUGGUUGUCAUGGCAACUCCAAGACGCCAUUCUUGAGAUUAUAUACUGUUUUAAAUUUUAAUUUCCCUUAUCAUCCAUCCCUCGGUACGUGGCCUUGCAGGCAGCAAUUAAAAGAAAAUACAGUGUGUCGCGUCAUAUUUAUUCCCUAGUGCAACAAAAAGCUUUUGGGAAGUUCCUAGAAACUGUUCAACUUAAAGAAGGAUAAAAUAGAAGAAUGCUUCAAUUUUUAGAAAUUUUACCAAUGAGUGUUAAUAAAAAAAAAUAGUAGCAUGAAUAGAGAUUUCUCAGUGUGAGAUUUAGCUGCUGUGAUGAAGUCUUGAGGGUUUUUAAACAUUUUUACCAAGGCGGGUUAAUAAAUCUGGCUGCUAACAUGAGACAUGCUGUUGUGCAAAUCUUUGCCAGGAAAUGUAUAUAAUCGCUGCUGAUGUUGACAUGUAAAAAUAAAAUUCAUGUGGAAGAUAGCUUUAGGUCGGUGCAAGAUAAUUACAAGCAUGCAGUAACUCCCAACUCUUUACAUGGAGCAUAUUUCUCUCUAGGCCUUUCGCUUCUGUAACUCUUCAGCACUGGACGCUUCAACUUAAAUGUUUACUCUUCUUUAAAUGCAGCUAGUCGGGGAGUAUUGUUUGUCCUGUAAUGCUCGCACUGCAAUUAUCCGCUCAAAAGCACUUAGCAAGCUGAGGCAAGAUUUAUGCUAAAACUGUCUGUAUGUGUUUAUGAAUCAGUUGUUUGUAUGUGGGACCUAAUGAGUCCUGCAAGAAUGACAAAAUUAUCAAAUAAAAAGAUUCAAAAUGCACUGCUCUAGAUUAUUUACAUUUUAAAGGCUGUUUGUAUCAGUGUGUUAGAUAUGUGGUCCUGUGACAGAUCAGGCAUCUUGUGCAGAAUCUUGACUAAUUCAGUAAUUUGAUGAAAAUAACUCAGGGUUUGAUGCAGGGCCUUUCCCUCACUCUUUUACUGGUGUUUUUCAGAUUCUUUAUCUAGUUGAAUGUGACUUAAAUACGUAUUUUGUGUGGCUGUGCGUAUCUAGUAUAUAUGGGCUAAAAGUGCUGCUUUUAUUCAAAAUGGAAGAGCAAAAAAUAUUCCUAACGCUUCAAAACUCAAAAAAACUCUCAGACUAUUAUAUUGUUCUCUAUUGAGAUAAUUUCUGCUAUUUUUUUUAGGUCCGAUUCACCAAUUUUGAUUCACUUUUGCUUUUUUUUUUUCUCCGAGGUUCACAAAUGUGUGAUGCAUUGGGGGGUUGUAGUUCUUAAUUCAAAACCCACACUGUUGGGUUGCAUGUAAAGACAGAAAAUGAUGGGAGUUCUGAGUUUUUAAGCAAAAAUAUAGAAAAAAUACUAACUGGUAGUAUUAACGUGAUCAAAAAAACAGAUUUAUAAAAAGGCUACAUGGAUUUAUUUGGUUUGUUUUCCCAAAGCUGCUUUUUUGUUCUUGUCAAAAAGACGAGAACAAAAAGCUAGGAAAUUGUUAGCAAUAUUUGGUAUCAAAUAUCGUUACUAUUAGAUUGAUGCUGAUGAAGUCGAGUCAAAAUUUUAUUUACAUAGCACAUUCAAAACAACCUUAGCUGACCAAAGUGCUUCACAACGUCACAGGCUGAUAAAUGAUGCAACAAAAAAUAAGAUUAAGUUUGGUAGAAAAAUAUUAAGACAAUUGUAAAAUUGG